This is a messenger RNA of Nipponia nippon (crested ibis), 826 nucleotides long. The record is from RefSeq and is a predicted model, not a curated record. Lineage: Eukaryota; Metazoa; Chordata; Aves; Pelecaniformes; Threskiornithidae.
AUGGAGAAAUCCAAGGAAAUGUAUGCAGAUGCCAUGAUGUCCCAGGAGGAAUGUCCCACUGUGGGCUCCCGGGAGCCGAGGAAGCGAGACCGACCCGUCUCCGGGGCCGACCGGGGCCUCUGCAGCCCCUCGGGGCUGACGGCUGCGGGCUCAGCGCCGGCGGGCGGCAAGAAGGGAGGGGACCGGCCCGACGCCAGAGCUGGGGGCAGCCGGGACGGCACACGACGGGGCCGAGGACCCUCCAUCGUGACCCCUCCUAAGGACAUCUGGAAUGUGACAGGAGCACAGAUCUACCUGAGCUGUGAAGUCAUGGGCAUCCCAACCCCUGUCCUCAUCUGGAACAAGAUAAUUCGGGGACAGUAUGGUGUCCAGAGGAUGGAGCUUCUGCCCGGGGACCGGGAAAACUUAGCUAUCCAGACCCGAGGGGGCCCUGAGAAACACGAAGUGACUGGCUGGGUGCUCAUAUCUCCUCUGAGCAAAGAGGAUGCUGGAGAGUAUGAGUGUCACGCAUCGAAUGCCAAAGGAGAGGCAACAGCUUCUGCAAAAAUCCACGUUGUGGAAACUCUGCAUGAAAUAGCCCUCACCAAAGAUGAUGGUGCAGAGCUGUGAUGUGAUGUGAAGACUUCCACUUAUGCACAGUUUUAAAUUAGCUACAACCUCUGGCUUCCUCUAGCUCACUAAUCAUUCCUUCUUAACUCCCUUAUAGUCUUUGAUUACCAAUUUGCUUGCACACUUCUUUCACAGAUACACAAAUAAAGAGAUUCACAAGUUUAAUUACAAAUUUUAAUUCUAUUUACAGGAAAUAAACAUACUUUUGAACAGCACA